AUAUCAAAUAAAUUUCCCCUUCUCUCUCUCUCUCUCUCUUCACGCCUUCUGUUCUCUCUCACUGCCGAUCAUGAAUCUUUAGCAUUUUGGAGACGCAUGCCCUUCAAGAUGUGCUCCUCUCAAAGCAAAAUAUGUUCAAUAUUUUCUUCGGUUCUUGUUGGGGGGGUUCCAAUGUACUGAAUCAGUUGAGUGGACUGUGGUGUUGUUUGUAAAGGAUUCACGACGAGAAGAUGUCGAAUUCGAGGAGGCCUCACUUCUUUCAGGGUUUUGACCCUACUUCCAGUUCUGAACGGCUGAAAGUUCCAUCUAGAUUUGUUAAACAUAUGGGGAGCAGCAGGACAUCUAGAACUGUUUCAUUGGUGGGUCCCAGUGGGAAUACAUGGCUUGUUGACUUAAUCCCAUACAAUGAUAAUUUAUUCUUCGAUUAUGGAUGGCCAGCAUUUGUGCAAGAUCACUUUUUAGAAAGUGGUGAUGCCAUGGUAUUUGGAUAUGAUGGUAAUUUGCAAUUCACAGUGCAAAUUUUUGAUCAAAGUUCAUGUGAAAAAGAAGCUGCUCUUACUGCUGAAUGCAGUCAAGAUCAUGGCCACUUAGAUAAAGCUAUGCGAAGAAAGAGAGAGAGGAUGGAUGCAGUUUCUUCUCUAGAUAAUAUUGUCGAAGGCAUGCCAAAGAAAUUGAGAGAAUCUCAAGUCAAGAGCGAGGAGGGAGCUCUAUGUGCUCAAGAAAUUGGAGUCUGCUGCAGUCCAGCAAGGAAUGCUAUCUGUUUUGCUAUGCCGCUUCAGUCUGAAGCUCCCCAGGAUGUCUCAGAUACAGCCAUACAGAAUGGACUGGGUAUGGAAAGUGAGCCAGGUUCAUCUGUUAAAAGUUGUCGACUGAUGUUAUCUGUAUCUGAAGCUGAAGGACUAGCUAGGUCAUUUACAUCAUCUUACCCUAAUUUUACAAAAACAAUGAAAAGGUUCAAUGUCAGUGGUUCAUAUACUCUGAAUAUUCCAUAUCAGUUUUCUAUGGCACAUCUUCCAGAAUGCAAAGUACAGAUUGUGCUUCAUAAUUUGAGAGGAGAAAGUUGGACUGUUAAUUCAGUCCCAACUAUAAAAGUGCACACUUCUCAUACUCUUUGUGGAGGAUGGAUGGCUUUUGUUCGUGACAAUAACAUCAAUAUGGGAGACAUCUGCAUUUUUGAACUUGUAGGGAGGUGUGAAUUGCGUGUUUAUAUUCUUAGGGUUGGAAAUGAAGGGGUUGAUUGCCAAAAAGGUAAUCCAGUUGCCAAGGAAUUAGCAAAUGGGCUUGCAGCUACUCCACAUAAAAUAUCUGAACGUUUGCCAAAAAAGAAGAGAGGGAAUACUCGUAAGGUCCAUUUGCAAUGGAUAACGAAGGUUGAAAUGCCAAAUAAGAAAGUGACCAACUCUGAAGAGUUGACUGUGACUAAAAGAAAUCAAGAAGGUGCUGUCUACCUUGACAAAGCAAGUGGUAAAGGAUCCAAAAUUGCUGCUUUCUCCUCCCGAUUAAAAGCACGCAGUGGCAAAUCUGCAAUGCAGAAAAAAAUUAGCUUAGAAGAGAAACUGUGUUCUUACACUAGGGGUUGCAUGUCUAUGAAGUCAGCACCUGAAGAAAAGAAAGCUGCUCAAUCUUUUGUUUCCAGGUUUCCUUAUUUUGUUAGAGUCAUGAAGAAGUUUAACAUCAGUGGUUCCUAUACUCUGAAAAUCCCAUAUCAGUUCUCUUCAGCACACCUGCCCGAUUGUAAGACAGAGAUCGUCCUGCGCAAUUUAAGAGGGCAAUGUUGGACUGUAAAUUCAGUCCCGUCUACAAGAGUGCAAACGCUUCACACUUUCUGCGGGGGUUGGAUGGCUUUUGUUCGUGGCAACGAAAUCCAGAUGGGAGAUAUCUGCAUAUUUGAACUGGUUGGCAAAUGUGAGAUGCGGGUGCAUAUAUCUGGGGCUGGCAAGAAAGAGCUAGACCAUCCAAGUUGCAAAUCAGCAUCCAAUGAAUGAAUAUGGAUGAAGUCAUGCCGCUUCUCCUGUAAGCGCCGGCAUUACUUGUGAGGGACCCAUGAACUUAAGCUGUCACUGUAGUGCCAGAAUCAUUAUACUAGCCGUCUUUUGUCUUCUAAUGGAUGCUUUGCAUUUCAAUUUCAAUUCUCGUCUCUGCUUUCUGCACAAACAAGCAUGAA
This is a messenger RNA of Diospyros lotus (date-plum), 2164 nucleotides long. RefSeq names its product B3 domain-containing protein Os01g0723500-like. The record is from RefSeq and is a predicted model, not a curated record. Bases 231 to 1985 code for a protein of 584 amino acids. The transcript has 6 exons. Gene Ontology annotation, molecular function: DNA binding. Lineage: Eukaryota; Viridiplantae; Streptophyta; Magnoliopsida; Ericales; Ebenaceae.